Ipomoea nil (Japanese morning glory) is the source of this 1484-nucleotide messenger RNA. RefSeq names its product bifunctional nuclease 1-like. Gene Ontology annotation, biological process: protein ubiquitination. Gene Ontology annotation, cellular component: nucleus; VCB complex. The record is from RefSeq and is a predicted model, not a curated record. Gene Ontology annotation, molecular function: nuclease activity. Lineage: Eukaryota; Viridiplantae; Streptophyta; Magnoliopsida; Solanales; Convolvulaceae. Bases 314 to 1279 code for a protein of 321 amino acids. The transcript has 11 exons.
CUUCUCUCUCUCUCUCUCAUAUUAUAAAAAACUGUUUUUUCCCAUCACUCCAUGCUUUCACAUAGUUGAACAAAGUUGUCUUUCCUUUAUCCAUUUCCAUCUGCCGGCCGCUAAAAUUAUCCAAUUGUCCUUCUCUGGGCUCACUCAUUCCUCUUUGGGCGUCUACUGGUUUUUUUUCCCAGACGAAAUUAUUCGAAAAGCUGAGACUUUGGUGUGGUUUAAGCCACGAUCGCUGUUCAUAAGCUCUUCAUUGCGUGAUUCGUCGAAUACCCAGAGUUUCCCGAGAAACUUUUUGGUAAUUCAGGGAGUUAAAAUGACCUCUGUACAAGGGCCAGUUGUUUGCCCGUUAGUUCGUGCUAAAAGAACGGGUGAAUACUCUGUUCUGGUCAGUUCACUUUCAGUGAAGACUACUAAAGUUCUUAGAAGUGGGUUUAGAGGGUCUACUAGACGAGUUCGAGUGGCUAGACUACCACGACCAGAAAUAAGCACGGUGAUCAAAUGCAGUUUCAGUUCAUCUUCCAAUGGCAAUGGCAGCAGAGCUGAGAACUUUAGCGAGAAUGAUGCUGACUAUGUGAAUUCUAUCGUUCUUGAAGCUGUUCAAGUACAGAGUAGCCGAAAUGGUUUCCUGAUCAAAAUGAGAGAUGGUAGGCAUAUGAGAUGUGUCCAUAACAACCCUCAAGGCGACCAUCUUCCCGAGUAUGAACCACAUCCCGCAAUAGUAUUGAGAAUGGAAGAUGGAACUGGCCUUCUUCUUCCUAUCAUCGUUUUGGAAAUGCCAAUUGUAACGCUCAUGGCUGCAGUUCGAAAUGUCCAAAUUGCCCGACCUACAAUGUACCAAGUGUUUAAGGACAUGAUUGAGAAGAUGGGCUAUGAAGUAAAACUUGUUCGUAUUACGAAGCGGGUAGAUGAGGCAUAUUUUGCUAAAUUAUACCUCUCCAAGGUGGGUAAUGAAGGUGAGAGUUUCACCCUGGACCUUCGACCUUCUGAUGCCAUCAAUAUAGCUGUCAUAUGCAAAGUGCCAAUUCAAGUAAACAAGUAUGUGGCGAAUAGUGAUGGCAUGAGGAUAAUUGAACCGGCCAAUUCAUUGGUUCUGGGUUCAACUUCACAUGGAUCAUUGCUCACCGAUCUGGACAGGCCUACUGGCCGGCCAUGCUUCGUGACCGAGGAGUUUACUCUCUUGCGCAACAUGGAUAAUGCUGCAGCCGAGGGACGCUACAUAGAUGCAGCUAUGUGGAGGGACAAACUCGCUCAACACCGCGCCAAGAGGAACUGGACGUAGCAGGUACGAGUUGCUGGAUGAUGACGUGUACAUAACUGAAACCUGUCGGAGGUUUAUGUGGUUGGCUUCACCGGUCUCCUAUCACAUCUCUUCCUCAAUAUGUAAAGCCUGUGAAUAAAUGUGUACAGAUAGACUGUAAAUUAAGGUUGUGCUACUUCAAAAAACAUAACUGUUUGUGUAAUGUGUUGCAUUUUUUUUUUUUUUU